Molecule: messenger RNA, 1032 nt
Organism: Aspergillus lentulus
Lineage: Eukaryota; Fungi; Ascomycota; Eurotiomycetes; Eurotiales; Aspergillaceae
Product: NAD(P)-dependent alcohol dehydrogenase
Molecular function (GO): oxidoreductase activity
Source: RefSeq, a predicted model, not a curated record
AUGGAUCAAAUGGAUGAAAUGGACCACCCCUCGACAAUGAAAGCCUGGCUCUACACCAGCACCACCGGAGGCCUCGAGAAAAACCUCGAGCUCAGCACCUCCGCCCGCACCCCGGGCCCACCCGGCCACGACCAACUGCUCAUCAAAGUCAUCUCAGCUUCCAUCAACCCAGCCGACUACAAAGUCCCCGAAAUGCCCAUCGCAUCCCGAUUUUUUGUUACCCACCCCGCCACCCCGGGAAUGGACUUUUGCGGGAAGGUAGUAACCGCCGGCCCCGGCGUGACGGCCUUCCAACCCGGCCAGCUCGUCUACGGGACCACCGCUGCGCCUACGCAGUUCGGUUCGCUGGGUGAGUACCUCCUCUGCAAGACAGGGAAUGUAGCUCUCCUGCCAGACGGGGUCGCACCCGACCAUGCAGCCACCGUAGGCGUCGCCGCGCAGACGGCGUACCAGUCUAUCGCGCCGUAUGUCUCCCCAGGGGAUAGGGUGUUCAUCAACGGGGGUUCAGGCGGGUGCGGGAUCUUUGCGAUCCAGAUUGCCAAGGCGCUGGGGUGUACCGUGACGACGACGUGUUCCACGCGCAAUGUCCAGUUCUGCAAGGAUCUGGGCGCCGAUGAGGUGAUUGACUAUACCCAGGAGGAUGUGCUGGGUGUCCUCUGUGCCCGCGGGCAGGUGUAUGCGCAUGUUGUUGACCAUAUUGGGCUGCCGGACGGGCUGUAUGCGCAGUCGCAUUCGUUCUUGCUUCCUGGGAAGGCGUUUGUGCAGGUUGGUGCGGUGUCGAUGCUUACGUUUGUGCGGCGGGUGGUGUGGCCUGGGUUUUUGGGGGGUGGGAAGAGAAAGUAUGUGAUUUUCAUGCUGAAGAGUAAUAAGGAGGAUAUUAAGACGCUGGGGGAAUGGAUGCAGCAGGGGAAGUUGCGCGUGGAGGUCGACAGCACAUAUGAGCUGGAGGAUGCGGUCAAGGCGUUUGAGAAGUUGCGUUCGGGGAGGGCGAGGGGGAAGGUUAUCAUUCAUGUUUCUUCGGAGUCAAAGUAA